GGAGAAAAUGUGUGAGGAAUAUGACAAAAUAAUGAAGAUUUGUUAGAAAGUUUACUUAUUUUGACAAUGGCUUCAAAUAUUCUGGCUGGUGAUCAACUGAACUUCACUCGUAUGGGAAUAGCAAGUGUGGACGAGAUCAAAGUAGUUUUAGCUGACAUUUUAAGAUGUGAGAUUAAACCUCAAGAUUUGCCCAAAUCCAUAACCUCCUGCUCAGAAUUGACAACAGGGAGACACAAACUGAGGCCAGAACAACAGAGACUUUGUUGUCCGUCUCCUCCUGCUGUUCCUGACUACAACAAGUUUGAUGUUUCUUUGUUAUAUACACUCAUACGAAACCUGUGUCCACAAUUAAAGCCAACUCAGGAUUGGGGUAAACCACCUUCUAUAACAGAGUUUCAGAUCGGAGAUGACAUUGAACGCCUCAGAGUAUUUAGAAACGAGAUGUUUGCACACUUGGAUUCUUCUUGUGUAGAAGAUGUCGUUUUUACUUCCAAAUGGCAGGAUUUAGAACAGAUAUUCCAGAGGAUGCAAACGUUUCUUAAGUCAAAAGGAAUCUCAGUUGACUACGGAAAGAAACUGGCAACCAUAGAAAAGAGUGACUUUGGUUUCGAGGAUAUGGAAAAAUACAAAAUUAUUUUAGAAGGAAUUCUGCAUAUUUUAAAGGAGAAUGACGAAAAUGGUGCUGUUAAUAUCCCACCUGAAAGAUUUAUGGCAUACAUGAAAAAAAGAAAGACAACAGUUCGUCAUGCACGUGGGAUCGUGGUUGGAUGUGCUGGAGCAGGGAAGACGACACUUCUAUACAGAUUAAUGGGGAAAAGUCUUGAUGAAAUUGAGGAGAUAAAAUCAACAAGGGAACUUCAUGUCUACGAACACAUAUUUUUUGUGAGAAACGGAGAUUUGUCAGCUACCGAAGAUGAGUCCUCAAAGAAACCACUGAUCAGAAUUCCAGUGUCUGAGCUUGAACAAAAGCGCAAUAAUAAAAUGGAGAUAGAAGCUGGAAACGAAGCUAGUUUUGAGAGCAUUCAGGCUGGAAAAGAUGAUAAUACAAGGCAGAAUACUGCACUGGCGUCAAAGAAAAAUGACACAGAUGAAUCGCACAAUGUUAAAAUUGAUCAACAGCUCACAGGGGAUGUAAGAAGAAAAGAUGAAAGAAAUGACCAACAACUGGCAAAGGAUGUAAUGGGAAAAAUAUUGGAUGCCACGGAAAAUGAAAUAAGUAUCAGUAUGAUUGAUUUCGCAGGACAAUUUGCUUAUUAUGCUUGUCAUCAGAUCUACAUGAGGUCUGAAGCAUUCUACAUUCUGGUGUUGGAUAUGAGUAAAGAUUUCUAUGAGAUUAUUUGUAGUAAAACAGAUGAAUGCGAGGACUCUAUCUUCUCAACAUGGACUUAUGAAGAUUUUGUUCAUACCUAG
Molecule: messenger RNA, 1410 nt
Organism: Saccostrea echinata
Lineage: Eukaryota; Metazoa; Mollusca; Bivalvia; Ostreida; Ostreidae
Exons: 4
Coding region: 67-1410 (447 amino acids)
Source: RefSeq, a predicted model, not a curated record